Thunnus maccoyii (southern bluefin tuna) is the source of this 4558-nucleotide messenger RNA. RefSeq names its product protocadherin 12 (gene pcdh12). Gene Ontology annotation, molecular function: calcium ion binding. Gene Ontology annotation, cellular component: plasma membrane. The transcript has 5 exons. Lineage: Eukaryota; Metazoa; Chordata; Actinopteri; Scombriformes; Scombridae. Gene Ontology annotation, biological process: homophilic cell-cell adhesion. Bases 845 to 4375 code for a protein of 1176 amino acids. The record is from RefSeq and is a predicted model, not a curated record.
AGCCAGUCUUUCUAUCUUUGUUUGUGAUUUUGCUGUCAGGAGUCCAGACCGUACGUCACUGCGAUGGAGUUCAGAUAUAUGUCCUGCUGUGGCCUUUUAGUCCCUCUGGGAUUCAACUUAACACACGUUUUCCAAAUGAUUUAAGGGCCCAGACUUCAGGCCGUGAUGAGUUUAUGCAGACUGAAAGGGGGAGAAAAGUUUUAAGUGACAGGGAGGUGGUGUCAUGUUUCUUUAAAAGCACUCCAGAGUUGUGCUGAAUUUCCUCAGGGCAGGAGUUUUUUUUUUUUCUUUGUGUUGAGUCUAUAUCAAUUUGCAUAUGACACUCCUCCUCUACUCAGAUUGGCCAGGGCUCCGCUAACAUGUGGAAACCCACAUCCAAACUUCCUCAGUUGGAGAAAAACUUUCCUGAGUUGAGGAGGAUGAACUGAGAGGCUGGACGCCAGCAGCUGUAUGAGUGAGUAACAACAGCAGGCAGAGAGAGGCUGGUAGUGUUUGAAGAAAGAGAGUGUGAUAUCUUAAUUAUAGGUUUUUAUAAUUGUAUCUUGACCAGGUUUUUUUUUUUUUCUAGGCAUUUACUUUACAAAACCAACAGUCUUCUUCAUUGGUUUGGAUGUGGUUUUUUGUUUUGUGAAAAGGAAAAUAAAUUAUCUUGAAGAAAAAUUGGAUUUGGAUUAGUCAUAUGUUUGUUACAGACAGAUAUUUUUCACUUCUAUUUCAAAAAAGAAGACAGUCUUAAAGUGACUUUCAAGUUAUGUUUUUAGUGUUUUUUCUUUAUAGUUCAGAUCAGUGAUUUGUAAAAAUGUCUGUUUAGCCAGUAGAUUGGAGAUUAUUACCUCUCAUCAUUAUGCUGCUGGCUCUGCUUCUGGUUCUGAAUCUUGUCUCUGAGGCUCGUUCCUCUGAGCCGUCAUCAAUAACUAUCCAGUACCGGGUUUGGGAGGAGCAGCCGGCGGGAACCCGGGUCGGCCGUCUGGUGGACGACCUUCGCCAGAGGGACGAAGGCGGUCCCCUGGAGAAUUUCCAGGUUGUAGAGCACGGAAAAGCCCUUCCCUUCUCCGUCAGCACUCGAGAAGGGGUUGUCACCACCCAAGGCCGGUUGGACAGGGAGGAACUGUGCCGGGGGUCGGACCUGUGUGAGUUGGCCUUCAGUGUCCUCUACAGGAAAAGUGGCGCAGUGAACUGCCUGCGGGUUCGUGUGGAGGUAAUGGACCUGAACGACCAUAGUCCCAGCUUCCCCACUGCCCUGCAGGAAGUAGAGAUCUCAGAGACAGCUAGCCUCAGAAUGCGAAUCCCUUUGGAUCGCGCAGUGGAUCCUGAUGCAGGGCCGAACAGCCUUCAGACCUACUCACUGUCCGUCAACCAGCACUUUGCUCUGGAUGUGACAGUUGCUCCAGGUGGGACAAGGCAGGCGGAGCUGGUGGUUAUCAAAGAACUGGACAGGGAGGUUCAGGCCUCCUUCGACCUCACCCUGGUGGCAUGGGAUAAAGGGAACCCCCCCAGGUCUGGGAGCACAUUAGUCCGUGUUAAUAUUCAGGACUCAAAUGAUAACAGCCCCACCUUUGAGGACAGCACUCCCACUGUGGAGCUGUCUGAGGAUACGGCCCGUGGGACAACCAUCAUCAACCUCAAAGCCACUGACCCAGACCAGGGUGCCAAUGGGGAAGUGGAGUAUUCACUCAGUAAGCAUACACAUCCAGAGGUCCAGAGGCUCUUCUAUGUGGAUCCACAAAGUGGAGCUGUGAGUCUCAGAGCACCUCUGGACUAUGAGCUCCAGCACUCUUAUGAAGUGAUCAUACAGGCUCGUGAUCACGGACCCAAUGCAAUUCCUUCACAUUGCAAACUGCACGUCAAGCUAACGGAUGUUAAUGAUAACGCACCAAGGAUACACAUGACCUGGACUCAAUCCAACUCACCUGUAGCGACUGUGCUGGAAGGAGCACCAGAGGAUACUUUCCUUGCCCUGGUGAUGGUCUCUGAUGCAGAUUCGGGGGACAAUGGAAAAGUGAGAGCUCACAUACAGCCAGGAUCCGGCCCUUUCCGCCUGAAACGGAUCCAUGGCGACAAUUAUAUGAUUGUAACUAAUGGCAGCCUGGACAGAGAGAAGGUUAUGCAGUAUAACAUCACGCUCCUUGCACAGGAUUAUGGAGAUCCCCCACUGUCCUGUGUUAAACGGCUACCUGUUAAUGUUCUGGAUGAGAAUGACAAUGCCCCGGUGUUCUCCACCUCCCUCUAUAAGGCUUCAAUCAAAGAGAACAACGUGGCAGGCUACCACGCCCUCAAAGUAGAAGCUCAUGAUGCCGACCUGGAGUUCAGCGGCAGAGUGUCUUACUCCAUACAUAACUCCAGCAACCCUAAAACCCCCAUGCAAUCUUUCCAUAUUCACCCAACCAGUGGCAUCAUAAGUGUCCAGCGCCCUUUGGACUAUGAGGAAUCCAGAGCCUACUCUUUUAUCGUGGAGGCCAUUGACCAGGGUCAUCCACCUCUUACAACCACCGCCACUGUGCAAAUCGAAAUCCAGGAUGUGAACGACAACUACCCAGUCAUCAAGGAGCCAAAACCCAGAAAGGGUUUGGCUUCUUUAAGCGUACCUGUCAAUGCAGACAAAGGGGAGAUUGUGACCGAGCUGGGAAAUGAAAUAGAAGAAGGAUCCGCAACUUUGCCGAUCAGUCACUCAGUCAAAGAGGGAUUUGAUGGAUUCCUCGCAUCCACCAUAAAGGCUGAAGACCCAGACUCGGGGCUGAAUGGAAAACUCAAGUACCUGAUUACUGAUGGAAACCCUUACGGACUCUUCUGGUUGGAUCAGGUUACAGGUCAGCUGUUUGUUAACACCACAAACGCUACAGCGCUCAUUGGGAAAACCUUUAAAGUGGAGAUUACAGUGUCUGACAUGGGUACUCCCAGCCUGGCCACCAAGGCGACUCUGGAGGUGACUUUCAUCAACCUCAAGGACCAUCUGAAGAACUCAUCACCUGGUAACCGCGGGCAGCUCAGCUUCACCAUGAUGAUGGCGAUUUGCCUUGGCGCUACAUGCCUACUGCUACUGCUAGCCAUUGCUUUGGUGACGACGUUCUGUCGCCCUGAAAAACGGGACAACCGGGCUUAUAACUGUAGACAGGCCGAGUCGACCUACACCCGCCACCCGCGGCGCCCGCAGAAGAACAUCAGGAAGUCUGACAUUCAGCUUAUUCCCGUCAUCAGGGGGCGAAAGGAGGAGCCUCCUGAGGAUGACAGCGAAGCCCAGCCACUGGCUCCGCCUCCAGAGAUGUCAGAGGAUCAUCAAACUGAGAGUCAGUACACCUUAACACCAUCAGUAAUGAACGCAAGCUUCCAUUCGCAAACCCACUCGGAAGGAGAUCCCACUCAACCUCUCACCCAACACUGCAGAACGCUCCGCAAACCUGGAAAUAUCGAAAUUGACGGCACUUUGCCUCUGACGCCAGCCACGUCAUACCGGACUCUUCGGAAAGCCAGAAACCCUUCAUCAUCCUCCUCAGUCUCACAUUCGAGCACCUUGAAGCGCCAGACUCAACCUAAAGUCGAAGAGGUAGAGCCGCUGUGUUCAGCAUCCCAGGCGACUCUCAGGAGGCCGAGGACCUCGGAGGGACGAGGGGGGCAUGACGCAGAACACCGGCAGAUGCUUCGAAACCUGGUUCGAAUGUCCAUGGCUGCGUUUGCAGACUCCAUCGAGCUUUCCUCAGCCUCACCAGAGGUGCAGAUCUCCCAGCUCCUCUCCCUCCUGCGUCAGGGUCAGCUGCAGCCGCGGCCAAACUUCCGCGGGAACAAAUACUCUCAUCGCACUGGCAGAUAUGGAGGUCAGGACUGUUCUGAUUGGCAGAGCACUAAAGACAGCGGACAUGGCGAGAGUGAGGCUGGAGACGUGGACUGGGAACCAGGAAGAGACUCACCCAUUGACCUGCAGCUGGAAGAGGGACUCAACAACCUGCUCAACAACCCUGAUGACGUCUUCUCGGAGGUCAACGAUCCGUCCUGGAUGGCCAGACUCUCCCUCCCGCUCUCUGGCGAUUACCAUGACAACGUUUUUGUCCCCAACGGGCCUCCGUCCCCUGACGAUGAAGUCCUGCCCCGGGAGGGCUUGGAUUCCUCCUCCUUCUCCACCUUCGGUAAAACACCGGAGAAGGACGGUCCACUGGGGGGGACCCUGCUGUCGGAGGUCAGCACAUUGUUUGAGAUGCUGAUGACACAGAAGGCCGACGCCCAUCCCGGCCCCCGGCCCGACGUCCUGUAUCGACUCUCCGCAGCGUACCGGCGCUCGCUGGGACUGGACGGCGCCGCACCUGCUCCAGGCAACACAGCAAGGAACUCUGGGAACACUGAGAAGAGGCCUGGACUUGCUGCACCCUCAGGACUUUAUCAAUAAGUGUUCAAUAAAUAUCUGUUCACUGAACACUGGAAGUAACACUGAGAUGCAGCUCGGAUACGAAAGUUACAGAAACAGUUUCACAAGUGUUUGUGAGUGGCAUGUUGGGAUUUUAGAGGCAUUAUGUGAUAAAAUACUUAAAUAUGAUUUAAAACUGUAAAUAAAGCCACUAUUCAAUUGUUA